ACCAUUGAUUAUACAGUGUGUUUAUCAAUGGUAUAACACUCAGGGACCGGUAAUUGAAAGAGCCUGAUCUAAAAAAAAAUGCAAAAAUGAACUAGUAGGUAGUGUCACAAGUUUGAGAACUACUGAACUUUACCAUAAAUAUAACCUAACAAAAUUAAAAAAUAAUUUAAAUAAAUUUCCCUUAUUUUAAUCUAAUUAUAAAUCAAUAAUCCAAAAUUAAAUAAUGCAAUAAUUUAGUUUAUUUCAUUAUGCUAAGAAGCAGUUUUAUUUGUUUAAGUAGUCCAUUUAAAUUGUAUCUGUUUACUCAAAGAUACAUUAUUAGUUUUCCCCCAUUACUUAAACAUGUUUUUAUUAAAUGUUGACAAUAAGGUGUUGGUGACCUUGUGACAGCAUGGUAUAAAUAAAAGAUUCCCACGAUAAAUUCUCAUGUACUGACCCACCGUAACUUAAAAAUCUUGUCUUCAGAGUCUACAUUAUUUUAUGCAGAAAUAUGAUGAAAGACAAAAAAAUUGUUUGUCCCCUACUGUUAGAUAAGGAAACAUAUUUGCCAGAUACAAUCGAUUUGUUAAAUGACAAAGAAGCUAUUAGCUACUGGUUACCGUGCCUUGAGGAAAUGGCACGGAAUUUUGUUAAUAAAGUUUCAUACUUGUGUCCUCACGACAAAACCGCGACGGAGCGAGCGAAGUACACCUGGCAGAAAUUUCACGAUUUUAUCGAGCAAAUUAAAUACAACCCACAGCAGUUUAAACCGUUGAGUAUACGUACUUUACUGGAGUUUAACGAGGAGAACUUGCGAAAGAGCAACUUUGACGAUCCGUGGUUGCUGCAAAAACAAAAGGAGACCGUUGCCGCAUUCACACAAUAUCAAGAUAGAGUGAAUUUCGUUGACUCCAUCGAAGAUUUUUAUUUAAAAUGGGAGGAGCUGUCGAAAGGUCUGGUUGCGGGCAACUUGUUCGAUUGGGGCGCGAAGGCUAUAGCUGACAUUUUGGAGGAGUGCAAUGGGUUCGGAUUAACACACGCGAUGCAAAAAAUACAGCAAAGACCGUGGUUUCACGACGAUUUAGAUAAAUGGAUUAGUAAAUUGAAGAGAACGCCAUAUGUUAAGGCUGUUGUAUUCAUAGAUAAUGCUGGAGUGGAUUUCGUAUUAGGUGUUCUUCCUUUAACACGCGAAUUAUUAAAACAAGGCACAAGUGUUGUUUUAACAGCGAACUCGGGACCAGCAUUGAAUGAUGUUACUUACAGUGACUUAGAAGUCUAUUUAAAAAGUGCCGAACAAAAAUGUGAUGUACUAAGAGAUGCAAUUGCAAACAAUAGACUGAUGGCCAUUGAAAAUGGACAGAAAGGGCCUUGUCUCGAUCUACGCACCUUACACAAUGAAUUGUGCGCGGAAAUGCAGACCGCCGAUCUUUUAAUUUUGGAAGGAAUGGGACGAGCAGUUCAUACAAAUUUGAAGGCCAAGUUUAAAGUUGACUGUCUUAAACUAGCGGUGCUUAAAAAUGAGUGGCUGGCAAAAAAUUUAGGUGCUCAGCAAUUUUCCGUUAUAUUUCAAUAUGAUCCCGCACCUCUCCCAAAAGUGCAAUGAACUAAAUUAUUAGUUUUAAAAAGUAUCUUAACAAGUAGGGGAUGUUCAUAAUUUUUUACAUGUAACGCUUAUCUUCUCCUUUAAAAAUUUAUUGUUUUUCGUUUUGAAAUUUUAUGAAUUCAGUACAGAAUUGAAUUGUAAAUGAUCCAUCAAUUUUAUGUAACAUUUUGACCUGUAAGUUUAUUCAUCCAGAAAUGAUUGUUUUAAAGCAUUUUGUGGUUGUUACUAUAGUUUCCUAUUUUACCGGGUGCAAGAGUUUCUUUGAAAUCAUCUGCAAAAUGCAAUAAUAUGUAUAUACAUUUAAGAAAAAAAGAUGUGAUUUUUAAUUUUAUGCCUAAUUAAAUGUAAGUACAUAAAGUACCGAUCAAUAAAGUAUUUUCACAUGAA
Photinus pyralis (common eastern firefly) is the source of this 1969-nucleotide messenger RNA. Its product is annotated as pantothenate kinase 4. The transcript is spliced from 5 exons. Bases 491 to 1582 code for a protein of 363 amino acids. Lineage: Eukaryota; Metazoa; Arthropoda; Insecta; Coleoptera; Lampyridae. Gene Ontology annotation, molecular function: ATP binding; pantothenate kinase activity. Gene Ontology annotation, biological process: coenzyme A biosynthetic process. Gene Ontology annotation, cellular component: nucleus; cytosol. The record is from RefSeq and is a predicted model, not a curated record.